Molecule: messenger RNA, 4910 nt
Organism: Chlorocebus sabaeus (green monkey)
Lineage: Eukaryota; Metazoa; Chordata; Mammalia; Primates; Cercopithecidae
Gene: RRAD
Product: RRAD, Ras related glycolysis inhibitor and calcium channel regulator
Biological process (GO): negative regulation of high voltage-gated calcium channel activity
Cellular component (GO): plasma membrane
Molecular function (GO): GTPase activity; GTP binding; calcium channel regulator activity
Source: RefSeq, a predicted model, not a curated record
AAAAAGAAAAAAAAAGAAAAAAGACUUCUGGCUAGGGAGUAAAGGAGGCCCUGAGCAGCUUGAUAGGUGCUAUGCAGCUGGCAGGGGGCGCCAUUGCCUGCAGAAGGAGCUAAGCCUAUCCUGAACUCCAACUCCUAUUGUCCCCACUCAGCUCACUCUUAAGAGGGAAUGUCCUCGUCACCUAAUGACCAAGAGGAGGUGCUGGAUCUGGCUACCUAAGAUCAGAGUGGUGAAGCCGUCAGCCCCUGUUGCCCAGAGCUGCUUCAUCUGUAAUAGGGGGAUAGUCAUGGCAAUCACUUGGGACUGCUUUUGGGAGAUUUAAAUGGGUCUAGGCCUAGCUCUGAUGAUCUAGGCACUGUAUACCACACAGAUGAGGAAGCUGAGGGCUCCAGAGAGGCAGGGUGAACAGCUGGACCUCAGGGAGCCUUCCCAAGCUGAAGGCCUCACACCCUGCGACGUGUGUACCUUCUGCCUGACAGUCCCUGUCUGAGGUGGCCAUGGUGUCUGUGUUGAGCUGGGGACGAAGGGAGUCAUGGGGGCGGCAGGUGUGGUUGAGUCAUUCAGCUGGCUUCCUGGCAGCCAGGCCAUCGUGGGUGAGGGACACCAAACUGCUCAUGCCACAGCUGAUGUAUCAGAUAGUCCCCUUGUCACUCUUGACUCAGCUGUGCCUGGCCCCCCCUGCAGGGCCACCAUCUGUGCAUCCUGGGCCAGCGCCCAGGGAACUUUCUGGAACCCCAGAUGCUAUCUAAGGACAUGGGUACAGGGGGUGGUGAAGUUUGAGGUUCCUGAAACCCUCUACCAGGUAUGUCUGGCUCUGCUGUUUCUGGCCUGUGACCCCUCAGGCCUUGGUUACCAUGUCUACAAAAUGGGAACAACAAAUCAUAGCUGAGUUUGACCCAGGGAUUAGAUGACAUGUAUGAACAUGCCCAGCCAUAUCUAUUUUUGCUCAUCAUCCUGCCCCCAGCACAAGGGCCUGGCACACAGUAGGUAUUUAGUACAGUUUAGUGGAAUGAAUGAAUGCAUUGGGCCUUAGAACACAGCAGAGGCCCUGGGGCCUCAAGGCUAUGGUGUGAGGUGGGGGUGGGGACACUGAAGCCCAGCCCAGUUCCCUCUGCAACAUCUUGUCACCUGAGGGAGGGGGAAGAGUGUGGGGUCCUACAGAGAGGAGGCAUGGGUAUGGGGCUAGGGGAGAGGUAUCUGCGUUGUUCCUGAGACCUCUGCCCCACUCCUGGACAGACCACUGUCCUGGAGAGGGUGGAGCAGAAACAGGAGAGGGAACACAAAUUCACCUAACCGGCCCCAUCCAAUCAAGGAUGAUGAUGAUAAACGUGCUCUUAGUGAGAUAUUACUGUGUGCCCGACUUGAGCCAACUACUGUUUUGUCUCAUAAUAACUGUCAGGAAGAGAUGAUCCCUGUUCUACACAGGAGAAACUGAGGUUCAGCCUAGAUAAAUGGACAUAGGUGAAACAGCUAGCAAGGGGCAUAGCUGGGAUCUGAAGCCCAGGCCAAUCUAGGGGUGGUUCUAGCCUCAAUUUAUUCCUCCUGAGCAGUCAUGCUCAGCCCAGAUUGCUGGGAGGACCAGGUGGUGGGAGUGGGGGUGUCUCAAGGUCGUGUCCUGGUGUUAAUCUCUGGGGCCCCUGGCCAUAUCUAGCUUGUGGUGAGUGUCUCUGGACUGUUGGAGCAGCCACUGGAAUGCCUGGGGCUUGAGUGGCCCUUUGUGGAUGCAGUUCCCUUGGCAAUGAAGAAACACUGCUGAGGUCAAGAGCUCAGAUUGCCAGAGGGGAAACCCAGCCCUGCUUCUUUGCAUGGCCCCCUGCUGGGAAGGGCCACAGCUACCCCCCACCCUCACCCUCUGCCAGACACCCAGAGGCUCUUUCCAGUGGCACAGUUGUGGGGUUGGAUGGGACACAGGCAGCCCAGCCAGGAUUCCUCAUGGGAAGUAUGUGCUGGCUCUUUAGACUUAUCUGCUAAUGGGAGGCUCUGGCUAUAACUCCUUCUUCCCACUGGAGUUCGUUCAGGAAGCCAGAAUCAGCAUGGGGAUGCCUAGGCCUCCAAGAUCCCCUAGGACCAUGGGCAGGCCACCCCUUAGCCCAGCUUUUGCCUACUUUGGAGACCUCAAGGACAAGAGAGCCCUAAUCUUACCAAGCCAGGCCCUCCUCAAUCCAAGGCCGCCUUAGGCGUUGCCAAGGAAACAGAUGCAGCAGCCAAAGAGCCUGGCCCAGGUCUCCAUGACAACCUACCACAGCCCACCAGGGUCCAUCCAUCUGUUAUGUCACCUGAGCCCCAAAUGAGUGCCCUCCCAGCCCCACCACACUUGUCACAAUCAGAUGUCACAGUCUGAUAGCAGGUCCCUGUCACAAAAUACCUCACAGCCUGACCUGUAACCCUCACACCCCUGAGAGAUGAGCAAGGAGCUAAGACACUCCUCAUACCUUGACCACACCCUGUGUUUAUGCCCCUCUUGGGUGGGGGUCUGAACCUCCAGGCCCUAGAUGUGCCCUGGGCAGCUGGCUCAGCCUGCAGCUAGAAGGAAGAAGGGAGACCUUGGCGACUCAAAAUGGCUGGCUCCUGCAGGCAUUCAACACCCGUUGGCCUGGACUUCCCCAACUCUGGGCAACUUCCAGUCCAGAAGCAGAAUAACCAGAGCCAGGGCCAGGGCCAGGGCUGGGACAAAUUAUUUUUAGCAGAGUUGCUGGCAGCUGCCUGGUGGGUGCUGGGAGGUGGGAUGGGGACUGAGUUUAAUCCCUUCCCUCUUCUGGGCUGGGGUUUCCUCCCCAGGAGUCAAGCAGGUACCUCCACCUGCAACACUGUCAGAGCUGCCCCCACCCCCAGCAGCCCUCUCAGGGCCCCCAGGGGCUCAUGGGGUGACACCAACCCUCACCCUGAAAAGUAGGCUCAUUAGGGAGAAUCUUCAACUCCAGGAUGGGGAAAGAGUGGAAAGGAUUUUGUGUGAAAGGACACCCCCUAAAUUCUAGCUCAGACCUGAACCUCUGGGGAGUGGUUGUCAUGGGCAGAGAAGAGGGAUCUCUGUCCAGCCUGUAACUCGUUUACUUGCUAAGAGGAAGAGCGGCGACUUGGGGAGAGGGAAGGGAGAAUUCACUGUCACGGGGCCAGACCGAAUUCUUCUCCUGAGGGCAGUUGCUGCUCUGGGCUGGUUGAGUUUACCCUGCUGCCUGCCUCCGCAUCACGUACUCCCCCGGCAACCUCGCGCUCUCUCUCCUCACACACACACUCAGCCCCGGACCUUGCCUACCUGUCAGCCCCUCUAUUCCCAGACAGCUACUGCUCCUCCCCUGGGGUGUAGGGCGGGGUGUCGGGUGUGCGAGGUCCGAGGAGGAGGGUGGGGGAUUCCCCUGGUGGGGGUGGACAGACACGUCAGCCCCCGCAGCAGCGUGAACCAGGGGCGGGAGCGGGGGCGGGUGGAGGCUUAAAUAGGCGACUCUGGAGCCAGAGCCCAGUGCGGGCUGAGAAGGCGGUGGCUGCAGCAGCAGCGGCGGCGGAGACCCAAGAGUCCGAGUCCAGACUACGAGUGGGUGGCAUCCUAACCCGGAUCCUAGUCCUGAGCGUGUCUGUGUGCGAGUGGACGGCCCCGGACACGAUGACCCUGAACGGCAGCGACAGCGGAGCGGGCGGGAGCCGCGGCGGGGGCCGGGAGCGCGAGCGCCGUCGGGGCAGCACGCCCUGGGGCCCAGCGCCGCCGCUGCACCGCCGCAGCAUGCCGGUGGACGAGCGCGACCUGCAGGCGGCGCUGGCCCCCGGGUCCCUGGCGGCGGCUGCGGCCGGGACGGGGACUCAGGGUCCCAGGCUGGACUGGCCCGAAGACUCUGAGGACUCACUCAGCUCGGGGGGCAGCGACUCCGACGAGAGCGUUUACAAGGUGCUGCUGCUGGGGGCGCCCGGCGUGGGCAAGAGCGCCCUGGCGCGCAUCUUCGGCGGUGUGGAGGAUGGUCCCGAAGCAGAGUCAGCAGGGCACACCUAUGAUCGCUCCAUUGUGGUGGACGGAGAAGAGGCAUCACUCAUGGUCUACGACAUUUGGGAGCAGGACGGGGGCCGCUGGUUGCCCGGACACUGCAUGGCCAUGGGGGAUGCCUAUGUCAUCGUGUACUCAGUGACGGACAAGGGCAGCUUCGAGAAGGCCUCAGAACUGCGGGUCCAGCUGCGGCGUGCACGGCAAACAGAUGAUGUGCCCAUCAUCCUUGUGGGCAACAAGAGCGACCUGGUGCGCUCUCGUGAGGUCUCGGUGGAUGAGGGCCGGGCCUGCGCGGUGGUCUUUGACUGCAAGUUCAUUGAGACAUCAGCGGCAUUGCACCACAAUGUCCAGGCGCUGUUUGAAGGUGUUGUGCGCCAAAUACGCCUGCGCAGGGACAGCAAAGAGGCCAACGCGCGACGGCAAGCAGGUACCCGGAGGCGAGAGAGCCUUGGCAAAAAGGCGAAGCGCUUCCUGGGCCGCAUCGUAGCUCGUAACAGCCGCAAGAUGGCCUUUCGCGCCAAGUCCAAGUCCUGCCACGACCUCUCGGUUCUCUAGGUCCCACCCGCUCUCAGUAUGGUGGGAGACGGACGGACGGGUUGGUGGGCUGGCCCAGCCAACUGCCCCAGGUGCCUCAGGGCUGGCUCAGACUCUGGGUCCCUUGGAGCUGCCAGCCGGGCACCACCAACCUCAUGGUCAUGGACAGACAGACAGUGUUGCCCAGUGAGGCCAGGGGCCAGUGAGGGCUGGGCCCACAGAGAUGCAUGCGCAGGCUCAUCUGCGUCCCAAGCAGCUGGAGCGCAGCCGCGGGGCAGGCCUGUGUGCCGGGAGAGGACUCUGACUUUUUUCACAACCCGGGUGUGCCUGCCCUGGAGGGAGGCUGUUCAGUGCUGUGGCUAUUUGUUUACAUGCAGAUUUUUGUAAUAAAGACUAUUUCCUGAUA